This is a messenger RNA of Trichomonas vaginalis G3, 285 nucleotides long. RefSeq lists its product as uncharacterized. The record is from RefSeq and is a predicted model, not a curated record. Lineage: Eukaryota; Parabasalia; Trichomonadida; Trichomonadidae. Bases 1 to 285 code for a protein of 94 amino acids. The transcript has a single exon.
AUGCACAACAGCCUCCACCACAACAACCAGCACAACAAAAUUAUCAACAACGACCUAAUUAUGCACAGCAACCUCCACCACAAAAUUAUCAGCAACCUCCACCACAAAAUUAUCAGCAGCCUCCACCACAAAAUUAUCAGCAGCCUCCACCACAAAAUUAUCAGCAGCCAGGACAACAGUACUAUCAGCAACCUCCUCCAUACUAUGGACAACCUCAAGGGCAACAGCCACCUUAUUCAGGUGCUCCGCCACAGUGAGGUUAAUUAUUGUAAUUAUUCAUUUUAG